Messenger RNA from Fundulus heteroclitus (mummichog), 4241 nucleotides. It is a transcript of the gene ganc, whose product is annotated as glucosidase, alpha; neutral C. The record is from RefSeq and is a predicted model, not a curated record. Gene Ontology annotation, biological process: carbohydrate metabolic process; N-glycan processing. Lineage: Eukaryota; Metazoa; Chordata; Actinopteri; Cyprinodontiformes; Fundulidae. Gene Ontology annotation, molecular function: carbohydrate binding; alpha-1,4-glucosidase activity. The coding region runs from base 152 to 2935 and encodes 927 amino acids. The transcript has 24 exons.
GGAUUGUCUGUCGCGGUCACUGUCGCGGUCACUUCCUGAUGCUCCUCGCCGAGCCUGCAGCUGUCAAUAGGAAGAAGCAGGUUAAUUCAGAAAAGUUAGAGAGCGCCUUUCCACUAAUAGACGGGCUGCAUCUGUCACGAGUUUGCCUGAAAUGGCGGGAGAGCGCGAGCCCGUGUUUAGUGUCAUCCCUGAGGAUGAGGGGAAGGAAAAGUUCAAAAAAAGUGAGAAUGUUGCUUUUUACAGGCGACAGACCCAGGGUCCGAACCUGAAACAUCGACUUCUACUGGAUACCCUUGUGCUCACCGAGAAAGGCGUGAACUUUGACCUUGUGGAAGAUAACACAGAGACCAGACUUGUUCUGUCUUUGUCACCUUGCAAAAAUGACGUCGUAAGGAUCGUAAUAGACGAGGCCCAGCCCAUUAAGGCGCGCUACCGAGUUCCAGAUGUGCUCACUGGGGAACCUCAGAGUGAACAGUUGAGAGUGGAUAGCCAGACUAAGGACUCCGUCACCCUUUCCUGGUCUUCAGGACAUUACCAGGUCCGCGCGUGGCACUUCCCCUUCCGACUAGAGGUUCUGUGUGAUCAGGAAGUGAUGGUUACCUUCAACUCUAAGGACAAACUGUGGUUUGAAAUCUUGCAGAAUCCGCCCAGUGAGCUUCAAGAGGACAAAACAUGUUCCAUGUGGAAGGAAAUGUUUAGGAAGUUUGUGGACAUCAAAGCAAAUGGUCCCAGCAGCCUCGGCGCAGACCUCUGCCUUCACGGAUUUCAGCACGUCUACGGUCUGCCAGAACACCCCGACAGGCUGCGGCUCAGAGACACUAGUGACGGCGAACCUUAUCGGUUAUACAACUUGGACGUCUUUGCCGCCGACCUGUACUGCCGGCUCGGCUUGUACGGAUCCGUGCCCCUGCUAGUGGCUCACAAACCAGACAGGACCGUCGGUGUGUUUUGGCUGAAUGCGUCAGACACUUUUGUGAACGUACAGUACUCCCCUACUGACCAUCAGGGUGAUCAGACCCCACCGGUGAAAAGGAGGCGGCUGCGGCCUCAGACUGACGUCCGCUGGCUCUCGGAGAGCGGCGUGAUAGACUGCAUGAUUCUGCUCGGGCCCAGACCCCAACAGCUCUUCAAACAGUACGCUCAGCUUACAGGUGCGUACGGGGAGGUCCGUUUUUUUGGAACAUUGUGUAUUGAUAAACAAAGCCUACCAAAAAAAUAUUUUUUUCCCCCCCAAUUUUCACAUUUAGGAUAUCAAGCCUUGCCUCCGCUGUUUUCCCUCGGGUACCACCAGUGCCGCUGGAACUACAACGACGAGGCUGAUGUGAAGGCUGUGGAUGCUGGAUUCGAUCGCCACAAGAUCCCUUAUGAUGUCAUCUGGCUGGAUAUCGAGCACACGGACGGGAAACGUUACUUCACCUGGGACCCCGCUCUUUUUCCCAAACCUGCGUGUUUGCAGCACCAUUUGGAGAAAAAGAAGCGGAAGAUGGUCGUGAUAAGUGAUCCACAUAUUAAGGUUGACCCUGAUUGGUCGCUCUACCGUGAAGCCACAGAUGGGGGACAUUUUGUGAAGGACAGAGAGGGACAGAUCUAUCGGGGCACCUGCUGGCCAGGCGAGUCCUCGUAUCUUGACUUCAGCCGUCCUGCGACCAGAGCGUGGUACUCCAGGUGCUUCAGCUUAGAUAAAUACAAAGGGUCGACGGCGUCGCUGUUUGUGUGGAACGACAUGAACGAGCCGUCUGUUUUCAACGGGCCGGAGCAGACGAUGCCAAAGGACGCGGUGCACCAUGGAGGCUGGGAGCAUCGGGAUUUACAUAACCUGUACGGCUUUUACCAGCACAUGGCCACAGUGGACGGCCUUAUGACCCGCUCAGGAGGCUCAGAGAGGCCGUUCGUUCUUUCACGCUCCUACUUCGCGGGGUCACAGAGGUUAGGAGCAGUGUGGACAGGUGACAACAUAGCCAGCUGGGAGUAUCUGAAGAUUUCAAUUCCAAUGGUUUUGUCUCUGAGCUUGGCAGGCAUUGCAUUCUGUGGAGCUGAUGUUGGUGGGUUUGUUAAGGAUCCAGACCCAGAGUUGUUGGUGCGCUGGUACCAGGCCGCUGCCCUGCAACCAUUCUUCCGAGGCCACUCUGCAAAAGACACAAAGCGGCGUGAGCCGUGGCUUUUUGGGGAAGAGGUCACCGCUGCGAUCCGCACUGCCAUCCAAGAACGGUACUGUUUGUUGCCGUACUGGUACACUCUCUUCCACUAUGCCCACACCUCUGGCAUGCCUCCAGUCAGACCUCUGUGGGUGGAGUUCCCUAAAGAUGAGGGCACCUUCACUGAGGAUAAUCAUUACAUGAUUGGGGGAGCUUUGUUCGCCUGUCCUGUGACGGAACCAGGUGCUCAGGCAAUCAACGUCUCACUACCUGGAUCUGCUGAGAUUUGGUAUGAUAUCUGCUCUGCAAAGGCGUACAGAGGAGGCAAGAGCUUGAGUCUUCCAGUCAACCUGGACACUGUUCCAGUGUUUCAGCGUGGCGGCUCGGUGGUCUGUAGAUCAGUGGGAAGCGGCACAUGUACAGCCGACUACCAGAAGCUACCUCUGAGUGUCACUGUGGCCCUAAACUCCCAGGGCUGCGCCGACGGGGAAUUGUACCUCGAUGACGGCCACUCCUUCAGAUACCGUGACAGAAAGGCCUUCUGCCUGCGAAGGUUCAGCAUGCUGUCGGGCCGUCUGCUCUGCCGUCCAGCCAGCGAAGAAGGAGGAUUUGACUGCGAGACUGUCGUACAGUCGGUUAACAUCCUGGGAGUGAAGAACAAGCCGUCCACAGUGACUGUCCACGUGUCAGGCGCUGAAGCCAUUUCUGCUCCCUUUGAGGUCCUGGAGGCCAGAUGCAUGCUGACACUGAACAACCUGAACCUCAGAGUGGGGAUGGACUGGGAGAUACGGAUCAAUUAAUCAUGGCUAAAUGCCUGACUGGUUUUCCUCUGGCCUUGAUUUCUUUUUCCUGUAACAAGAAUAUUUAACCUAAUUUGAUCAUUUGAAAGGCACAACAUUUGACUGCCAGCAUUUCUGAAAUUGAGUUACAGACAAAUAUCCACUAAGUGUGGCCUAUUUUACGUCAUUGUAAUUAUAUAAUUUUUCAUUUUAAUAUUAUGACCUUUAUAGUAAUUAUAGGAUCGGGUUUUUUUUCUCAGGUUGUUUCGUUUUAAGAUGAGCAGCUAAAUCGACAGUCUGCUACAAAAGCAUUCAUGUUUCUUGAAAUAGUCACGUUCGCACAUUACAUUAAUAUGUGAAGCUUGAAUUACAUUUUUUGGGGUUCUGUGAUAGAAUAAGUACUACAGAAUCAGUGUUUACUUUAAAUAUGUUGAUGGAGAAGUACAGAGGAGGUCAGAGGGAGCUGCAUCGUGUUUUUGUAGAUCUAGAGCAAACAUGUGAGCCAGUGGCGAGGUGUGCUGUAGGUGUACACACAGUGUAAAAACAACUGAGCACACUGAACUCACCAGUCACGUGGUGAAACAUGGUAGUGGCAGCAUCCACUGUAGGGAUGCAGUGACAGGGAAGAUGUAGGGAGCGAAUUACAGAGCAGUCCUGGACCAAAACAGGUUUGACAAUGGCCCUUAAUGUGCUGCCAGAGCUACGAUGGAAUAGUUUUAGAUCAAAGCGUAUCAAUGUUAUCAUGGCCCAGUCAAAGGCCAGACAUAAAUCUAAUCUAGCCAUAGUAAUGGCUCUUCAGAUGUUCUCUCUCCCAACUGACUGAACUAGAGCUAAUUUCCAAAGAAGACUAAGCAAAGAUUUUCUGUCUCCAGACCCAAACCCCAAAAUACUUUAUAGCUGUGAUCUUUGCAAAAACUGGCUCCACCAUGAAUGGGCACGGGGCUGGGGGGUAAUGGAUGGACUGGAAAAGCAAGCCCCACUUUUAUUUUAUUAGUGAAACAUACAAAAACCUUGUAUCUUCUUUACACGUCACAGCUGUGUACCGUGUUGUGGUGUUCUAUCUCACAAGGCCGCAAUAAAACAUAUAGAAACGUGUGUUUUUUAAUAUGACAAAAUGGCAAUCAGUUCAACGGGAAUUAAGACUUAUGCAAGGUGCUUCACACCCACAAUGACAAACGUUGAGAAAAUGGCAGAUUGUAAACUUUAAGCACCAUUUGUACUGAUGCUGAUAAAUGACUCCUACAUUUCAGAGUACAACAAAUCUUUAACAAGUCACAGACUUCCUUCUUUGUCCGGAUGCAAAAUAAAGCAAUAAUAUUCUGGUUAA